Molecule: messenger RNA, 5507 nt
Organism: Sceloporus undulatus (fence lizard)
Lineage: Eukaryota; Metazoa; Chordata; Lepidosauria; Squamata; Phrynosomatidae
Gene: ERLIN2
Product: ER lipid raft associated 2
Exons: 12
Coding region: 121-1128 (335 amino acids)
Biological process (GO): SREBP signaling pathway
Cellular component (GO): endoplasmic reticulum; endoplasmic reticulum membrane
Molecular function (GO): ubiquitin protein ligase binding; cholesterol binding
Source: RefSeq, a predicted model, not a curated record
CCAGCAGCGUUCGAAGCAGCAACUGCGGCGUCGAGGGUUGAUGACGUCACGAAAGCGACUACCCGGAAGUUGCGGCGAGAGCGCGAGCAGGUGGUGCAGGAGGCGGUUAUACUCUCAGGGAUGACUCAGCUGGGUGCCAUAGCAGCUCUAGCUGCCAGCCUGGUGGCAGCUGCUCUAUUUUCUGCAAUACACAAGAUUGAAGAAGGGCAUAUUGGUGUUUACUACAGGGGAGGGGCCUUAUUGACAUCCACCAGUGGUCCUGGCUUCCAUCUUAUGCUGCCUUUCAUUACCUCCUAUAAAUCAGUACAGACAACGUUACAAACGGAUGAAGUAAAAAAUGUCCCGUGUGGCACAAGUGGGGGAGUGAUGAUCUAUUUUGACCGAAUAGAAGUUGUAAAUUUCCUAAUUCAAAGUGCUGUGUAUGAUAUAGUAAAGAACUAUACUGCAGACUACGACAAGGCUCUCAUCUUUAACAAGAUCCACCAUGAACUCAACCAGUUCUGCAGUGUCCACACACUUCAAGAAGUCUAUAUUGAAUUGUUUGAUCAGAUUGAUGAAAACCUGAAACUGGCUCUCCAACAAGAUCUAACAUCCAUGGCCCCAGGACUCAUCAUUCAGGCAGUUCGAGUUACAAAGCCAAACAUACCAGAAACAAUUCGGAAAAAUUAUGAACUCAUGGAAAGUGAGAAGACAAAGCUAUUGAUCGCAGCUCAAAAGCAGAAGGUUGUAGAGAAGGAGGCUGAGACAGAGCGGAAGAAGGCUCUCAUUGAAGCAGAAAAAAUUGCUCAGGUGGCUGAGAUAACAUAUGGACAGAAGGUGAUGGAAAAAGAGACUGAGAAGAGAAUUUCUGAGAUUGAAGAUGCUGCUUUUCUUGCCAGAGAGAAGGCAAGAGCAGAUGCUGAGUGCUACACUGCCUUGAAGAUGGCAGAAGCCAACAAGCUAAAACUGACUCCAGAGUACUUGCAGCUGAUGAAAUACAAAGCGAUUGCCUCCAACAGCAAAAUCUAUUUUGGCAAGGAUAUUCCCAACAUGUUUAUGGACCACGCUGGAACUCCCUCUAAGUCGUCAGAUGGAUCCACCGAGGAGCUGAGAGAUGAAAACUGGCUAGGAGCAGGGGGAGAUUUGUGAAUCUGAACUGAGCCAGUGGAACAGCUUGAGCUUCAGUCAAAUGAAUGAAAUUGAUACCUAGCCACUCUCCUCAGUGUGAUUUUUCUCUUUUCUAGGAUGCUGCAGAAACCCCACUUUUGUACUGAAAAGGCAGACUGGAAGCACAUAACUGUUUAGCUUCCUGACUUCUUUCUCAGCAGUCAAAUUUGCUGUCAUUGUUUGCUUUUGUGCACAUGAAGGAACAAAGAAGCUAGAAAGGCAUUCCUAUGAUUGACUCUGCAGCAACUUCAAUCAAAACGUCUUGGUUCAUUGGAUUUUUGUAAUCAGAGGAGGAGAAACUCUCUUGCUAGAAAUGACAACAUCCUCUGGCAGUUGUAUGUAGGCUACAGUUAAAGUCCAGUAGGUGGCUAAUAAGUAUUUUCCCAACCAAUUCAAGAAACAGAAAGAGUUUUUUCUUUCCUCUUCUUUUUAAAAGUUGGAUUUGAGUGUUUGCUGGGACCCAUCUUGAAUAAGAAGCACAUCAAUCAAACAUCCACCACGUACUGUUCUUGGAUUAUUGAGCAUGCUGUCCAAUUGUCGGAUUUCACCUGUAGCACAUAUGCUUAUCCCACCCUGCCCUCUGAUAAAGGUGCUAUGUUUUGAAUUUUUUAAGAACAACAAAACCACAUACACUACAAAUUCUACAUGUGGCAUGAUGACUGAAAGCAUUAAAUACCAACACACUAAAGGCAUGUCCAAAUGGUACUUAUUUUGAAGUGCAUCUACAGAAUACUGUACAUCUGAAUCUUGAUGUCUCUCUUCUCCUUUAGUGCUGUGAUAGGGAUGGCCACCAGACCUGUAUUGGAAACCAGAGAGCGCCAGUUACUUCUGGGUUGCAGGCCUCUUUCUAGGCCAGAGAAUGCAGUUAGGGAAGACUGGAUUUAGGGGUGGAAGGUUCUGUUUUAUCUAGCAAAAGUUUACUCUGGAAAAAAUGGAAGAGAUUUAGAGCUUUAGUAAUUAUUCCACCUUACAUUGCUCUUUGCUAUAUGCAUGGUCUUUAGGCCAGUAAGAUCCCCAUCCAGAUUUUUUCCCCUUCAGAUGUCACCUUAAGCUCAUAUAUAUUGUAGAUCAUGUGUUUAGUCAUCAAGAUACUUCUGAACAGUUGUAUUCAGGGUACGAACCCUUGAAGGCCUUAAGCUCUAGUGUAGCUAUACAAAAGGGUCACCAAGUAGACUUGGUGGCAAAGGCCUUCUUCCUUGAAGUGUGUGGAGCUGUUGGGAAUUUCUCAUUCAAAAUCAGCCCUGCCUAGAAUGAAGAUAAUUUACUGGUAGUCAUUGCAUCUUGCAUCCCUGAACUUUAUAAUAAACAUGCCAUGAUGGGUCAUUGUUUGAGUAAGACUGAGAUGGGAAGGAGGCUUAAGCUGUGCUCCUUAAACCACUUACUACUACUGCUACUUCCAGCUAUAGUUGUCUUCCACUACGAGGCCAGCACCAAGCAACAGCAAAACUGGGAAGGUAUCAUCUUGCUAGAUUCUCUACUGAAUACUUAGCAUCUGCAUUAUUUGUCUCCUAAUUUAAAAUUGUUUUGCCCAUGCAGAACAAGCAUCAUCCAAAAGCUUUCUCCUUGUUUCUUGAUAUCUCUAAAUUCUCAUUUUCCCAACUAUGAAAGUGGAACAGUGUCCCCAAAGUGUCCAUAAGCAUGUAUCUCUGUAAAAUGGGAACAACCAGUUAUGAGUCAUUUUGUCAGCUGUGCCUUAGAUUUGUUUCUGAUGGUUCCUACAUUGCAAACAGGCAUCUCUUUUAACUUUUAUUUCUUUUCUGUUUGCUUUCUUACUUGUGUUUUCAAAGUGUGACUAGAAUUCAGCCCCCAAUAUUCUUUUGGAGUGAAAUCACUGCUGAUAUUCCCAAGGGGGAAGGUGUGUAUCAGUAAAAAUGAGCAUUAUUGAGGACUUUAAAGUAAAAUGAACAAACUGAUAUGGCUAUAAUGCAUGAGAAAUCCCCUGUUUUGAAGGUAGGGAAAUGUGUUCUGUCCUGUGUUAACAUUUACAACAGGCAUCCUCUGGAUAUUGUUGCAAUUCAGCUUUCAUUGUCUGACAUUUUGGCUAUUUGGGUUGUGGCUAAUGGGCACUGGAGUAUUCUGGAAGUUCACCGUUUCCUUGUCUCUGAUUUAGUUUUAGGCCUAGUUAGCUCUUUUUCAUAUAUAUGAUAUGUAUAUGUAUGUAUGUGGAAAAAGUGGGGAACUUCACACAAAUACCUAGCAUAUCAAGGAAAAGACUAGAUUAUAUCCCCAAUCCCUGACACCCUAGUUUUGUGUCAGCAAAUUCUUAAUACAUUUUAAUUGCACAACCUUCUCUCAUGUAAGAUCUCAGAGAUACAGGUUGGCUGACAUCUAUCAGAUUUUGGGCAUUCUUAACCAGCCUUGCAUUUAACUGGAAACAAAACUAAAUCAUGCAGCAAGGUUGAAACAUAACAGGUAAUAAGGGAUACAGGGGGAAGAAAGUGUUUAGUAAGCAAAUGCUUCCAUUAGGGUACAGUGUUCUUUGACAUUGAAGUAAAGUGUGGACCUAUUAAGAAAUAACUGCUGUGGGAUGUUAUCCACCUGUAUGUUGUAGCUCUUGCAUACCAACCAUUGUUAGUUCAUGCUGCUCUAGAUUGUUUCUCCAGAUGCUACAGACAACUUCCAUAACUCCUUUCCUUUGGCAAUACUAUCUUGGGCUGAUGGGAGAUGGACACUAGCAGUGUAUUGAGGAGUACAGUAUUCUUAAUCUGUGCUGCUUGCUCCAGUCUGUUCGCUUGAAUGGUCAGCAAUAGUUGAAGGAGUGUUAUCUGUUUUCCCUUUCCUUUUAAUUAUUUCCUUAGCUGAAUAUAAAGGCAGCCUCAUCCCUUGUCAAGUAAGUUGUGCAUUUUCUCUGUAACGUGAGAAAUACAAACCAUGAGACAUCCUGUUGCUGCAUGCUCUUGCAAAAUCAAUGUAAAUUUGUGUGUGUGUGUGUUUUUUUUCUUUUCAAAAAGGAGUGCCAGUUAGUUUCUGAAGUGUGUGAAACGAUUCAAUGACUUAGGUGUGAACUUUGAGAAUGUGGUUUUUCAAAUAGUGGACAUCAAUGGACACAAGACAAACCCUCACACUGAAAAAUAUAGUGUAUACUAAAGGGUAUAAAGGAUGAAUCCCCAGAAAAUCAGUUUCUCUAAUAAUAUGCUUUGCUUCCUUCUUUACCGCACCCCAAUCCUUCUCUAGUCAGGCAGGACAUACUAAGUUUCCAGACAGAAAGUGGAGAGAGUUGGUGUGGCUGCAAAGUUGGUCACUGGGAUUAAGUUGAUGCUGUCAAGGCUGUCCGGUUCUUAGCAUCAGAGUAAAGUAAGCAUUGAAGAUUUGGCUAAGCUUCUACCUCCUCUUCAGUCUUGUUCUCUUGGAUCAAUUCAUCUAUUUCUCUAGUUGAGUGGUUACUUGUUCACUUGACCAUAUCAAAAGCUUCCUGAUGAUGUUUAUCAGUUUAUGGUAUGGGAAGCUACUUAGGAGUGGCUUCAGUCUUGCUAAAACGGAAUAGGUGUUAGGCACUGUGAGUCUAGGUUUUCCUUACUUUAUCCUUCCUUUUGAACUUUACAUCUGAAUUCCAUAUUCUUUUUGUUCAGUAAAAGAAAGCCAGCAUUUUUUGGGCUUUCAUACAUCGCAAUUUGCAAAUAGUCUUGUGCACAUAGAAUGUAAAAAAUGAAGUUGGGGGGCAUUUAUAUGAGACAUGGAAACAAUAACACCUAGAAGAUGAUACCUUUUUUUCUCAUUCUGAGAAACAUUUGGGGGUGUUUUCUUUUCAACUUGAGCUUUUUUAAAACUAGCAAACUCAAUUCCAGCAAAGCCAAAGUGUAUUAUAUAACUUUUUUAUAUGACUCUGCUAUAAAAUAAUUGGUUAAAGUAAAUAAUCCUUUGGUUUUGUUUUGUUUUGUUUGUUUUUUUUACACUAAACAAAAUAUAAAAACCACUAUUCAAUAAAGAACAGCAAAUAUUAAUGUGAAAAAACAAGAUGUAGAUUUCUCCUGUUAGGUACUGGAAAUGCCACUUAACAAGGAGAAAUGUUUGCAGGCUUGUUUGUUUUUAACGUGACCGCGGCUUUGUUAAAAUGAGACUCUGCUGGAUGCUUAUUGUUUGGGCUAUGAUCAAUUAACUUUUUUAUAUUGCCUUUUGUAUUUCCGUUGAAUAAAGUUGACACUAUUUCCAGUGAACAAAUUUUGGAACGUGGAUUUGAAUGCUUUCUCAAUGGCGUAUGUUGCCAAGCCAGGCAUCAGCCAUUCAGAUAUGCUGCUCUGUUGCCAAUCUCUUGGAUCGUUCGUUUCAUUUGAAAUUGUGUACAGUACCUGAAAUUAAACCAGCCUGUUAUGUUUCACAAUAUUUAUUGUAAUGACUAAAUAAACCAUUAUUUUUUCCUUUUA